AUGUCUACGAUGGCUGUAUUAGUACAGGAUAGUAGUGGACAAUAUCAAGAGGCGCGAGCGCUUUUAGACAGCGGCAGUCAAAGCAGUUUCCUCACGGAACAUUGUCGUAACAGGUUAGGGGUGACACGGGAUAAAUGCAGUGUAGCUGUGAAAGCUAUGGCCGGCCUACAGGUACCGCCGAUAAAAGCACGUACUCAAAUUAUCAUUAGACCCGUAAGGCGUGACACGCCUCUCUUCACAGUUGAGACUUUCAUACUACCUCGCAUCACCAGACUCAUUCCGUCUGAACGCGUCGUGAAGACUGAGUGGGCGCAUGUGCAGGGUCUGGACCUAGCCGAUCCCCGAUAUGACGAACCACUACCGAUAGACAUUCUCCUUGGAGCGGAUGUUUUUCCUUAUAUCAUAAGUGGAGAUCGACGAGAAGGUACCGUCAAUCAACCUGUGGCGCUUAAAACCGUGUUUGGAUGGGUGCUCAUGGGACGGUCAGCCCCAAAUCCGUCAAAUAGUACGACUUCACUUUUCGCGUCCAUAGACCCCAUUGACCAAAUACUGCGCAAGUUUUGGGAAAUUGAAGAGCUCCCUACGGUGGAAAAGACCAGUCCAGCAGAACAAAAAUGCGAAGAGAUCUAUCGUACCACUACUACUCGACAGGCGGAUGGUCGAUAUAUAGUACAUCUGCCAUUCACCCAUGAUCCACCUCCUAUUGGGGAAUCAUACCAUCUAGCACACACACGGCUCAUACAUCUGGAAUCUAGGCUUUCAAAAUCCACGGAGCAUAGACAGGAUUAUAACGGGGCCAUGCAAGAUUAUUUAGAUUCCGGACAUAUGAAUUAUGUAGACAACACUGAGGACAUUGAUAACACAUCUUUUUACAUACCACACCACGGUGUAGUGAAACCCGGAAGUUCGACUACCAAACUCCGUGUUGCUUACGAUGCGUCAGCCCUAUCUUCAAAUGGAAAAUCGCUAAAUGAUUACUUGUUUAUGGGGCUCAAACUUCAACAGGAUCUACCAGGAAUCAUUUUACGUUUUCGUUUGCACGCAGUAGUGUUCACCACCGAUAUCAAGCAGAUGUUCCGGCAGAUUUUUGUCACUCCAAAACAUAGACCAUACCAACGCCUUCUUUUCUGA
Macrosiphum euphorbiae (potato aphid) is the source of this 1131-nucleotide messenger RNA. Lineage: Eukaryota; Metazoa; Arthropoda; Insecta; Hemiptera; Aphididae. The record is from the annotation of a GenBank genome assembly.